AUGGCCGAAAAAACAGAACAGUUCAUCUUAUUAAAUAUAACAAUUGAUGGGAGAGACCCCAAUGCAGCUGAUGUUGAAGGGUGUGGGUUGCCAACUUUGGUGUAUUUGGCUCGAGAGAAGAGACCCAGUAUCACCAUAGCUUCAAAGCCGUUCAUGUGUAUGGCAGAAAAGGUUCGAAGCUGCAUUUCGAGCCUCAUUUAUUUGGCUUGCGGUCUUGAUUUACUUCUCCAGGGGAUGGGAGAUCUUUUUGGGCUGGCUUUUUCGUGGAUGAGAGCUUCACUGUUAAAACUUGAUCUGGCUUUCUUGCGGCCAUUAAUUUCGUUUGUGGGAAGAUCUGGCUUCGCUGUUGAGAAUGAAUCUGGGGCCGUUGAUUUCCGUUUGGGACGGUGUGUUGCAAAUCGGACCGCCCUUUUGCAAUUUGCAGAUCCCUUUGAACAUGGCGAGGUUUUUGUUCUCGAUGAUGGUGGAGAGGUUGAUUUAGACCUCGGCAACUACAAACGAUUCCUAGAUGUAACUCUUACUAGGGACAACAACAUUACCACCGGAAAGAUAUAUCAGGUUCUGCUGGAUAAGGAGGGGAUAGGCGAUUACCUUGGAAAGACUAUUCAGAGUACUGAUGGCUGGCUUCCUGCCAUGUUUGACUCGAUUUAG
Messenger RNA from Prunus armeniaca (apricot), 651 nucleotides. NCBI's taxonomy places the organism in Eukaryota, Viridiplantae, Streptophyta, Magnoliopsida, Rosales, Rosaceae. The record is from the annotation of a GenBank genome assembly.